Molecule: messenger RNA, 1135 nt
Organism: Coffea eugenioides
Lineage: Eukaryota; Viridiplantae; Streptophyta; Magnoliopsida; Gentianales; Rubiaceae
Product: WAT1-related protein At4g19185-like
Exons: 5
Coding region: 242-1120 (292 amino acids)
Cellular component (GO): plasma membrane
Molecular function (GO): transmembrane transporter activity
Source: RefSeq, a predicted model, not a curated record
AAGUCUCCUAAAACCAAAAUCCCAUCAGAGAUCACAAACUGUACACGCAGUACACACACAAAGAGACAGCAAUCCCACCUUCCACAAAUCCUCUGUUUUGCCGACUUAAACUCCAGUCCAAGGGCCGCCCAUCCUCUCAUUUGCUACCACCAACCAUCCCUUUUUUCAAAAUUUCCGAUUAAUCAGUGGAUAAUUCUUUUUCAUGUGUUAACAGUAGAGGGAAGAGCGGAGGAGGGUUUAUAUGGUGUUGAAGAUGGCAGCAGUAUUACCAGGAGUUAGUGCUGGUCCUAUUAAUAACGCUAACAACAAUGAAGCUUGGAGAGCCCAUCUGGCAUUGGCUUUGGUUCAGGUCUUCAAUGGAGGGUACCAUGUGAUUACUAAAGUAGCUCUUAAUGUGGGAAUCAAUCAGAUCGUUUUCUGUGUGUUUAGAGACCUUCUUGGUCUCUGUAUACUCGCCCCAGUCGCCUAUGUUCGUGAAAAAAGAGUUAGACCUCCUUUGAACAAACGUUUACUACUGUCAUUCUUUUUCCUUGGAUUGACCGGGAUUUUUGGGAAUCAACUUUUGUUUCUUAUUGGCCUUGGAUACACUAAUCCAACAUAUGCAGCAGCUAUCCAGCCUGCUAUUCCAGUCUUCACAUUUAUAUUAGCUGUCAUGAUGGGUACAGAAACGGUGAAUUUGCUUAGAACUGAAGGUCAAGCUAAGGUUGGUGGCACUAUUGUUUGUGUUUCUGGUGCCAUUGUAAUGGCUAUGUUCCGUGGCCCUGUUGUUUUUGGAUCUAAGGAAUCAGAGUUUACAGUACAAAAUGAAAUUAGUGCCAAAGGCCAACCAGAGCCUGUUGGUUGGCUGAUGUCCAGUUUUUUGGACUAUGGGAUUGACCACUGGCAUUUGGGUGUUCUGUGCUUGAUUGGAAAUUGUAUGUGCAUGGCAGCUUUCCUGGCCAUUCAGGCUCCAGUUUUGGCAAGAUAUCCUGCAAGCAUUUCAGUUACGGCAUUUUCCUAUGCAUUUGGUGCUUUCUUCAUGGUUGUAACAGCAUUCUUUACAACAAGUGAAUCAACGGAUUGGCAUUUGACGCAGUCUGAGAUUUUUGCAGUAUGCUAUGCAGUAAGUUUCUUUUCAUAAUAUUUAUUUUAUCUA